AUGACGACGGGACCGCUCCUCGCGGGCCUGGGAGCCGGCUGCUCACUCGCGUCGUACACGGGCAACAUCAACUACUUCUCGCCCUCGGCCCACCACCCCGGCCUCGGCGUGUCCAUCCGUAAGGUGGCGGCGCGGCACUACGCCAACUCGCCGUGGGACCCCGCGGCCCUGAACUUUUCGCAUGGCGUCGCCUCGGGCGACCCGUACCAGGACAGCGUCAUCCUGUGGACGCGGGCGGCGCCCGCCGGCAGCGACAACGACGGCAGCAACGUCACCGUGUCCGGGCUCGUGGCCCUCUACAGCCACGAGACGGAAAAGUACGUCAAGGCCAGCGCCGCGCCCGUCUGUCUGCAGUGGAGCGUCUCCGAGUCCAGGGACCUCGGUUCUCCCGCGGACUCGGGCACUGCCUAUACCAGCUCGGAUAUCGACUACACCGUCAAGGUCGAGGCGAGAAACCUCAAGCCGUUUACCACGUACUGGUACCAGUUCGGCAUCUGCGACUCGGACGUCAAGUCUCCCCUGGGGAGGACCAAGACGCUUCCGGCCAGGGGGAGCAAGGACGUCUCCAGCAUAAAGCUGGCCGUCUACUCGUGCAGCAACUAUCCGUUCGGCUUCUUCAACGCCUACGGCAACGUCGUCAACAAGGACUCGGUCGACUAUGUCGUGCACCUCGGCGACUACAUCUACGAAUACGCCAACGGCCAGUACGGCUGGGGCGACUCGCUGGGCCGGAUCCCCCUGCCGGACAAGGAGAUCGUGUCGCUGUACGACUACCGCAAGCGCCACGCGACGUACCGCACCGACGCCGGCCUCCACCGCAGCCACCAGAGCUUCCCCUGGAUCCCGACGUGGGACGACCACGAGGUGGCCGACAACGCCUGGAAGGCCGGGUCGGCCGGCAUGAACAACAGCGAGGACUCGUUCGUGCGCGAGGGCGGCGUCUCGACGGACCAGCGCAAGAUGAACGCCGUGCGCGCCUACUUUGAGUGGAUGCCGAUCCGGCAGGUCGACAUGGACGACAACCUGCGCGUGUGGCGCAGCUUCGCCUUUGGCGACCUGCUCGACCUCGUCAUGCUCGACACGCGCGUCUACGACCGCUCCGUCACGGACCUGUACUGGAACACGCCCUACGUCGACGCCAUCCGCGGCGAGGCCUCGCGCUCGCUCAUGGGGCCGCGCCAGGAGAGCUGGUUCUACCGCACGCUGCGCGACAGCAAGCGGCGGGGCGCGGCCUGGCGCGUCGUCGGGUCGCAGGUGGUCUUCAGCCACAUCGACCUGCCCGGCGGCGGCGGCGGCGUCAACGCUGACGCCUGGGACGGGUACGCGGCCAACCGGGGCCGGACGCUACAGGCGCUGGCAGAGGGGGAGAUUGGCAACAACAUCUUCCUGGCGGGGGACACGCACGUCUCGUGGGUUGCCGACGUGGCGUGGCCCGCGGGCGAGGGCGGCGCGUUGGCGGCGCGGCGGCCGUACGACCCGGCGACGGGCGACGGGGCGCUCGGGGUCGAGUUCGCGGGCACGGCCGUCAGCUCGCCGAGCAGCGCGGUCGGGCAGAACGGCACGCUGGACGCGGCCAAUGCGGCGGCGGAGGCGCUGCAGUCGAGCAACGGCGUGCUGCAGUGGCAGGAGUCGUACUACCGCGGCUACUUUGAGCUGGAGGUUGGCUUCGACGAGGUCAGGGCCAGCUUCUUCGGCACGCCCGUCAUUGCGACGGCCAACGGGCUCGAGAUCCCGCUCGCCAACUUCACGGUGCGGUCGGGCGAGAACAGGCUGCAGAGGGAUGCUGGUAAUAACAGGACCGUGGUCCGGGGCGGGGUCGUCGAGGCGGGCAGCCUCAAGGGCGGCAGCACCGUGGCGACGAACCUCACGCACGACACGGAGACGGGAGAGUGGGCGGCUCUUCAGUGGUAG
Gaeumannomyces tritici R3-111a-1 is the source of this 1911-nucleotide messenger RNA. RefSeq names its product alkaline phosphatase D. NCBI's taxonomy places the organism in Eukaryota, Fungi, Ascomycota, Sordariomycetes, Magnaporthales, Magnaporthaceae. The record is from RefSeq and is a predicted model, not a curated record. The transcript has a single exon. The coding region runs from base 1 to 1911 and encodes 636 amino acids.